UGCACUGCUAGAUGAAUUGAAAUGUGCACUGCUAUUGAAAGCCUUGUUGAAAGUAAAUUAGUACACAUUUUCAGCUAUAUUUUGAACACAAUCAAAUCACCAUGGUAACAUCAUAGUGUUAUCAGGAAAGAUUUCCAUAUGAUCCUUUGUGUCUAAUGUUACUCCAGUAAUUUUGCAUUUAGAAUUUGUGUAGCAGUGCAUUUAUAUGUAUUUAAAAUUAUCAAAAAAUACAAAUCAUGAGAUUUAAUGAGAAGGAAAUAGCCUCAGUUGCAAACAGACCGGGUGAUAAAGAAGGCAGAUUAUUUUAUAAAGGGCCGGGUUUCAGAGAAGUUUUUAAAGAAAGGUGGUUCAAACUGAAAGGAAAUCUGUUGUUCUACUUUCGAUUAAAUGAACAUGGAGCUGUCUUUGAAAAUGAACCCAUAGGAGUGCUAGUUGUUGAGCAAUGCAGAAUCCAACCAGAGUUAUAUGCUGAAUUGCCUAAUGCUUUUUCUAUAACAUUUGCAAAUGAGUUAGAGAGAAGACACUAUUUUGGUUCUCAUUCGCCAAGACAAAAGGAAGAUUGGAUUAAUGCUUUAAAAGAGUGCAGUUAUGAACACCAACGAUCAAUGUUAAAACAGUUGCAAACUACUCUUCUAGAGCGAACAGGAUCAGAUCCUCUUGCUUCUUUUUCUGCUAACUUAAAUGAGAAAAGUAUAGAAGAAACAGAUUCUGACAGUUAUUUUAAUCGUGUUCAUUAUUUCUCAAAGUCUAACACAGAGUAUGCAAAUCUUCUGUAGACUGAAGGAAGUAAAGUGCAGUAUUAUUGGACCAUGUUUAGAGUGCCUUUUUCUGAUGAAAAUUUGGAUUGAUUAUAUUUUGACAAAUGAUAAAGCAUCAGUGAUGUUAAUGAUUAUAAAGAAUUCUGGAUAUUUUCCUGCCAGUAUUUUAUAUGUAUUUUCAUGUUAUUGAAUUAUAUUUUUCAUUGUUAUUGUAAUUAAAUACUGAUACAAUAGUUUGUGAUCAUAUUUACAAAUGUAAAUUUUAUGUAUAAAUAUAAACUUUUUGUCCUUUUUAAAAAAAAUUCAAUGCAUAAAGUCACAUUUAAGAAUUGUU
Stegodyphus dumicola is the source of this 1092-nucleotide messenger RNA. Its product is annotated as pleckstrin homology domain-containing family J member 1-like. Gene Ontology annotation, cellular component: recycling endosome; early endosome; trans-Golgi network. The record is from RefSeq and is a predicted model, not a curated record. Gene Ontology annotation, biological process: endosome organization; retrograde transport, endosome to Golgi; receptor recycling. Lineage: Eukaryota; Metazoa; Arthropoda; Arachnida; Araneae; Eresidae.